Didymodactylos carnosus is the source of this 744-nucleotide messenger RNA. NCBI's taxonomy places the organism in Eukaryota, Metazoa, Rotifera, Eurotatoria, Philodinida, Philodinidae. The record is from the annotation of a GenBank genome assembly.
AUGUCUAAACUACAUGCAGCCGUCUCACUCAACGAAUCCGAUAAAUUACGUCUAAUCGGUUUUCCACCUGAUUACUAUCCCGUCGUUCAACAAACUGUACGUAAUGCCAUCCAACAAUCGUGGUCACGAGGAAUUCAACGUGAACAAGUCUACUCUGAAUCGUAUGGAUUUAAACUGAACGGAAAUCCAUGGCAUGGCCAAGGCAAUGAGGCCAUACCGUCACGUCUCCUUCUGUGUAGUCUCAUUCAACAUCUAUCACACAUUGGUUGGCGUCUAUUGACAUCUACGGAUAUACAGGGUAAAGUAUACGAUAAAGACACAUUGUUAUUCGUUUACGAUCCUUCAGAAAUUGCUGAAAAACACCAAUUUUUUACAGUUAGUUUUAAUGAAAGUGAUAAAUUAAGAUUUAUCAACUGCCCGAUACCGAUCGAUGCCCUCCAACAAACAAUCGUAGCUGGAUGGCCAUCAGGUAUACAAGAUGAACAUUGGAAAUUGGACGGCAUAUGUUAUCAAUUUAAACUAAGGGGGAAUCCAUGGUUUGCUAACGGAGAUGAAGCUGUCUUUUCACGUUUAUUACUGGUAAAAUUAUUAGAUUUGAUAUCACAGUAUGGUUAUGAAUUGCAUGCAAGUGUUGAUAUUAGUAUUGGUGCAGGAGGACAACAUGCUAGUAGAGAUAAGGAUACAUGGGUGAUGAAAAGUGCUAGGAGAACAGCAGCAAUAAAGCCAGUUGAUUUUCUGCAAUAG